GGUGCAGCUCACGCUGACAUGGAGCUUGUGUCCUCUCUGGCAGAAAAAAUCUCCCUGUUGGAACAAAAAGUAGAUAAACAGGCACAGGAAAUCCAGCUGAAGGACAGGAGGAUCGCUGAGCUCGAGGAGAAGAUAAAGACUCUUCAGGAAGAGGAAGGUGCUCCUGACCCACGCAGCACAGAGGAGCUGGAGCUGAGGUGCCUUCAGCUGCAGAGCCAGGUCUGGGAGAUGGAGCGGUUCCUGAGCGAUUAUGGGCUGGUCUGGGUUGGAGAGGCGCGGGAGCAGCCGGAGGAGCCGGGAGCAGCCCGGGAUGGAGAGGAGCCGCCCGCAGGGAGCCUCUGCAGGCCGGGUGAGGCCGUUCUUUGCGAGCAGCAGAUUGAUUUUGAUCUAAUCCUGGAGCACAUCAAGGAUCUGAACUCGCUGGUGGGAGAGGGCAGCUCGCAGGUGGAGCAGACGUUGCGGGGGGCUCGGCUGCGGUGGGCAGAGCCCCUCCCCGUGACCCUGUACCGGGACGGGAUCACCGUGGGACAGCACGGAGCCUUCCGGCCCUACCAGCACCCGGCCACGCAGCAAUGCCUGCAGGACAUCAUGGAUGGUUAUUUCCCCUCCGAGCUGCAGCCACGCUACCCCGACGGGGUCCCCUUGCAGGUCUCUGACAGGAGGGAUGUGAUGUUCCAGAAGCCAGACCUUCCUGGGAGCUUUCCUGGCCUUGGCCACGUGGUGGGGACUUCAGAAUCCAGCAGAGUGCAGGAAACCUCCAGGAUCCCAGGUCCCAAAGGCUCCUGGGAGCGGGAUCCCAGUGAGGUUUCCCAGCCCCUGAAGCACAGAGGGAGCGUGGGCAGCACCCAAGGAGCAGCUCCACAGGGCUCUGAUGGGCAGCAGAGCAGCGAGGAAAUGCUGCUGGAAACACCUGGGCUGGCUGCCCUGGAGGGGUACAGGGUGAAGGCAGCAGAGGAGGCUGGAGCCCCUGGGCUCUGCAGGCUGCGCGUCAGGUCCGAGAGCGGGGAGCAGACGUACGAGCUGAGGAUGCUGCUCACAGACACCAUCGGGGACCUGCGCCAGCUCCUCGCCCACCUCAGGGGUGGAAACUCGGACUAUGAGAUCAUCAGCACCUUUCCCCAGCGGGUGUACACGGACAGCUCCAGGAGCCUGCAGGAAUGUGGGCUGGUCCCUAGGGCCUCGCUGCUGCUCCGCAGGAGAGACCCCCCCCAGCAGCAGGGGAGGGGG
Molecule: messenger RNA, 1227 nt
Organism: Camarhynchus parvulus
Lineage: Eukaryota; Metazoa; Chordata; Aves; Passeriformes; Thraupidae
Gene: UBXN11
Product: UBX domain protein 11
Exons: 11
Biological process (GO): proteasome-mediated ubiquitin-dependent protein catabolic process
Molecular function (GO): ubiquitin binding
Source: RefSeq, a predicted model, not a curated record